Selaginella moellendorffii is the source of this 378-nucleotide messenger RNA. Its product is annotated as probable indole-3-acetic acid-amido synthetase GH3.1. The transcript is spliced from 2 exons. Gene Ontology annotation, cellular component: cytoplasm. Lineage: Eukaryota; Viridiplantae; Streptophyta; Lycopodiopsida; Selaginellales; Selaginellaceae. The record is from RefSeq and is a predicted model, not a curated record. Gene Ontology annotation, molecular function: acid-amino acid ligase activity. Bases 1 to 378 code for a protein of 125 amino acids.
AUGGAGGCGCUGAUCAAUGAGUUUGAGGACAUGUGUAAGAAUGCAGCAGCUGUUCAGGAGGAGGUCUUGGGGACCAUUGUUGAGCACAAUGCUUCUUGCGAGUUCCUCCAGAGCUACAAUGUGACCGAUGCAGAUUCAUUCAAAGCUCAUGUCCCCGUUGUGGGCUAUGAAGACAUUGCUGUGAAGAUCCACCGCAUGACAGAUGGAGAUCCAGCCUCCAUCCUGUGCAAAGACCCCGUCCUUGCGUUCAUCUCGAGGGAUUUUCCAGUCGGUUGUUUUCCAACAGCCUUGGCUUUCAUGCAUGCUCUCCCUUGCGGGACACUCUCCAAAUCAGGGAUCCCGAUCAUGCCCGUUUCUAACUUCGGUUUCACAAGCUAG